This is a messenger RNA of Petromyzon marinus (sea lamprey), 1499 nucleotides long. Its product is annotated as cyclin-dependent kinase 1-like. Gene Ontology annotation, molecular function: cyclin-dependent protein serine/threonine kinase activity; ATP binding. NCBI's taxonomy places the organism in Eukaryota, Metazoa, Chordata, Hyperoartia, Petromyzontiformes, Petromyzontidae. The record is from RefSeq and is a predicted model, not a curated record. Gene Ontology annotation, cellular component: nucleus. Gene Ontology annotation, biological process: G2/M transition of mitotic cell cycle; protein phosphorylation; mitotic G2 DNA damage checkpoint signaling.
GUCGCGCUUAUUCCCGCUCCUCUGCCCCGCCAGAGACCCCAAGCCAUGGGGGUCAAACAAUCGACUCCCCACCCCCCCCACUCACAAACAAACACACGUGUGUGUCACACCCACACUCGGUUUAAAUACUCGCCGCGCAGCACAUAAACACACCUUCACGACUUGUCAUAGCAACGGAGAACAAAAACAGACGUCCAGAUAUAAAAAAAGGAGUGCGUAACCAAACUAGCACAAGGUACGCUCGAUUAAAGAGAGUGGAUUCUGGUGCGCGCUCGGAGCAGCGCACUCCUAAGUGCGUGCAGAUGGUUGCCGCUUUAGAAAAUGCAACAGCGGCUUACUGGCUUGCCAUGCAACCCGCUCGACAUUGCUUAAUGUUCUAAUAGGAAUGCGACAAGCCAUGGACGAGUACAUUAAGAUUGAGAAAAUCGGCGAAGGCUCGUACGGAGUGGUGUACAAGGGACGGAACAAGGGCACGGGCGAUCUCGUGGCGCUCAAGAAGAUCCGCCUGGAGCACGAGGAGGAGGGCGUGCCCGCCACGGCGAUCCGGGAGAUCGCGCUGCUGCGCGAACUCAGGCACCCCAACAUCGUGCGGCUACAGGAUGUACUCCUGCAGAGCGCUCGACUCUACUUGAUCUUCGAGUACCUUCCCAUGGAUCUGAAGCGAUACCUGGAUGCGAUACCUGCGGGCCACUGCAUGGAACCUCCACUCAUCCAGAGUUACCUGCAUCAGAUCCUGCAGGCCGUGGUGUUCUGCCACUCGCGCAGGGUGCUGCACCGUGACCUCAAACCGCAGAACCUGCUCAUCGACAGGCACGGCCACAUCAAGCUCGCCGACUUCGGCCUGGCGCGGGCGUUCGGUGUGCCCGUGCGCGUCUAUACGCACGAGGUGGUGACGCUGUGGUACCGCGCUCCCGAGGUGCUGCUCGGCACGCCGCGGUACAGUACCCCCGUGGACAUGUGGAGUGUGGGCACCAUCCUGGCCGAGAUGGUCAACAAGCGGCCGCUCUUCCACGGAGACUCUGAGAUCGACCAGCUCUUUCGCAUAUUCAGGAUCCUCGGCACACCCACCACCGAGGUUUGGCCGGACGUGGUGACCCUGCCCGACUACAAGCCCAGCUUCCCCAAGUGGGUGCCCAGCGGCCUGGUCGCCCACGUCCCCGGCCUCAACCAGGACGGCAUCGAUUUGCUUGAGAAAAUGCUGACCUAUGACCCUGCAAGAAGAAUAUCAGCAAAACGGGCCCUGACUCAUCCCUACUUCCAGAAUGAGAAAAGCCAAUGAUAUUCUUCACUCUCAGACGCAUUAGUAUGUUGGGUUCGAUCUCGACCCUGACGGGAUCGAACUGAUCAAACUUGGGUUCGUCCUAACCCUCACGCCUGUAUAUUCGGAGUUUGCAUGUUCUCCCCGUGGUCAAGUGGAUUUUUUCUCCGGAUCCUCCGGUUUUUCCCUCCACAUGAAGAAUCAGCAUCACGUAUUUACAGUAUUUGGUUGCUCUAAAUUU